Acanthosepion pharaonis is the source of this 2442-nucleotide messenger RNA. NCBI's taxonomy places the organism in Eukaryota, Metazoa, Mollusca, Cephalopoda, Sepiida, Sepiidae. The record is from the annotation of a GenBank genome assembly.
AUGGCAAACACAAUAUUAUUUAUCGGUGAUAGCAAAGUUGAUUUUCGCUGUUUCUUGCUAUCGGAUACUCUCCUUCUCUCUCUCUCUCUCUCUCUCUCUAUCUGCUUCUCUUUUUCUUUUCUCUCUCUCUCUCUAUCUGCUUCUCUUUUUCUUCUCUCUCUCUCUCUCUCUCUCUAUCUGCUUCUCUUUUUCUUUUCUCUCUCUCUCUCUAUAUCUGCUUCUCUUUUUCUUUUCUCUCUCUCUCUCUCUAUCUGCUUCUCUUUUUUUUCUCUCUCUCUCUCUAUCUGCUUCUCUUUUUCUUUUCUCUCUCUCUCUCUCUAUCUACUUCUCUUUUCUUUUUUCUCUCUCUCUCUAUCUGCUUCUCUUUUUCUUUUUUCUCUUCUCUCUCUCUCUCUCUCUUCUUUUCUUUCUCUCUCUCUCUUCUCUUCUCUUUUUUUCUCUCUCUCUGCUUCUCUUUUUUCUCUCUCUCUCUUCUUUCUUUUCUUUUCUCUCUCUCUCUAUCUGCUUCUCUUUUCUUCUCUUUUCUCUUUCUCUCUUUCUCUCUCUCUCUCUCUAUCUGCUUCUCUUUUUCUUUUCUCUCUCUCUCUCUCUCUCUCUGCUUCUCUUUUUUUCUCUUUCUUUUCUCUCUCUCUCUAUCUGCUUCUCUUUUUCUUUUCUCUCUCUCUCUCUAUAUCUCUUCUCUUUUCUUUUCUCUCUCUCUCUAUCUGCUUCUCUUUUUCUUCUUCUCUCUCUCUCUAUCUGCUUCUCUUUUCUUUUUCUCUCUCUCUCUCUAUCUGCUUCUCUUUUCUUUUCUCUCUCUCUCUCUCUCUUUCUUUUCUUCUCUCUUUUCAUUUCUUCUCUCUUUCUCUAUCUGCUCUCUUUUCUUUUUCUCUCUCUCUCUCUCUCUCUCUCUUCUGCUUCUCUUUUCUCUCUCUCUCUCUCUCUAUCUGCUUCUCUUUUUCUUUUCUCUCUCUCUCUCUAUCUGCUUCUCUUUUUCUUUCUCUCUCUCUCUCUCUUCUUUUCUCUCUUCUCUUUUUCUUUUCUCUCUCUCUCUAUCUGCUUCUCUUUUCUCUUUUUCUCUCUCUCUCUCUCUCUUUUCUCUCUCUCUCUCUCUAUCUUUCUCUUUUUUUCUCUCUCUCUCUCUCUAUCUGCUUCUUUUCUCUUUUCUCUCUCUCUCUCUCUCUUCUCUCUUCUCUUUUUCUCUCUCUCUCUCUCUCUCUAUCUCUUCUCUUUUCUUUUCUCUCUCUCUCUCUCUAUCUCUUUCUCUUUUCUUUUCUCUCUCUCUCUCUCUAUCUGCUUCUCUUUUCUUUUUUCUCUCUCUCUCUCUCUCUCUCUUCUUCUCUCUCUCUCUCUAUCUGCUUUUCUUUUUCUUUCUCUCUCUCUCUCUAUCUGCUUCUCUUUUUUCUUUUUCUCUCUCUCUCUAUCUGCUUCUCUUUUCUUUUCUCUCUCUCUCUCUCUCUCUCUCUCUUCUCCUUCUCUUUGUUUUUUUCUUUUCUCUUUCUUCCUUCGUCUCUCUGUUUGAUACCAUGUUUCUAUUUCUCUUUUCUUCUCUUUUUCUUUAUUAUCUGCUUCUUCCCCCUUUUCUUCUUUAUUCUCCUCUCUUUUCUCUAUAAAUAUAUUCUCUCCCUCCAUCUCGAUUUUUUCUCUUUUUCUUCAUUCUCUUUUCUCUUUCUCUCUCUCUCUCUCUCAUCACACACACACCCUCCACGUAUUUUCAUUUUCGUCCAUUUUUUGAUCUUUCUUUCCUUUUUACUCUCUUUUCUUUUCUCUCUCUCUCUCUCUCUCUCUCUCUCUUUUCUCUUUUGCUUCUCUUUCUCUCUCUCUCUCUCUCUUCUUCUCUUUUCUUCUCUCUCUCUCUCUCUCUCUUCUCUUUUUCGUAUUUUUCGUCCAUUUUUUACCACCUUUUCUUUCUUUCUUUCUCUUUUCUUUUCUCUCUCUCUCUCUCUCUCUCUCUCUCUCUUUCUCUUUAUCUGCUUCUCUUUUUUUUCUCUCUCUCUAUCCUUCUCUUUUUUUUCUCUCUCUCUCUCUAUCUGCUUCUCUUUCUCUCUCUCUCUCUCUCUCUUUUCUUUUUCUUUUCUCUCUCUCUCUCUCUCUCUCUCUGCUUCUCUUUUUUUUUUUCUUUCUCUCUCUCUCUCUUUUUCUUUUCUCUCUCUCUCUCUUCUCUUUCUUUUCUUUUUUUUCUCUCUCUCUCUAUCUGCUUCUCUUUUCUUUUUCUCUCUCUCUCUCUCUAUCUCAUCUCUUUUCUUUUCUCUCUCUCUCUCUCUCCCGCUCUUGUUCUCCUUCACCUACUUUGUUUUCUUCUAUUCUCUCACAACGUCUAGCUUUCUUCCCUUCGUCGACUCUCCUUGUUUGAUACCAUGUUUCUAUUUCUCCCGUUCGCUUGCCCUCCUCUUCUUUCUUUAUUCCCCUGCUUCUUCCCCCUUUCUCUCUUUAUUCUUAUCCCUUCUCUUUUUCUUUCUAUAA